This is a messenger RNA of Pseudoliparis swirei, 3256 nucleotides long. RefSeq names its product protein interacting with prkca 1 (gene pick1). Bases 572 to 1810 code for a protein of 412 amino acids. The record is from RefSeq and is a predicted model, not a curated record. NCBI's taxonomy places the organism in Eukaryota, Metazoa, Chordata, Actinopteri, Perciformes, Liparidae. Gene Ontology annotation, biological process: regulation of Arp2/3 complex-mediated actin nucleation; dendritic spine maintenance; intracellular protein transport. Gene Ontology annotation, molecular function: protein kinase C binding; phospholipid binding; protein domain specific binding. Gene Ontology annotation, cellular component: synaptic vesicle; neuron projection; postsynaptic density. The transcript is spliced from 12 exons.
AGUGGAUCCAGAAAAGAUAAUUGCGAGUAAACCGAUUUAUAACCACGUUGUGCUUUGUUUGAAUAAUACGUGGCCGUUGUUUGUGAAACUGGUGCUAAUUCUGACAAAGGUAAUUCGUUGACGGCAUGUUUCCUUUUCAUCUUCCAAUAGCCUCACGUUACUCAGCUAGCAGCUAACGUUACUAAGCCUUUUCAUGUUAGUCUCCGUCACUACAACGACAUAUAUCGGGUCGUUUCUUUACGUUGUUCGCAGUGUAACUGUUACACGAAUUCAUACUAAUUUAACGGGCCAACGUCGGCUAACUUUAGUUCCAGUGCACCGAAAGUAACCAGCUGUUCGUCCAGCUGCUGCAGAUCUGACACGAAGGCUUUAUGGUGCUAUCAGGUCUCUCUCACACCACAAUGAGCUCACUUUAAAUCCCCGCUGCAGGGGUCGCCCAUACUUAAUGAGCAACUUGACAGAAAACAGAAGUGUUGUUCCUGUCUUCAUCUUAUCAAUAUUGAGUUGUUGUUUUGUUGUUGUUAUUGUUGUUGUUGUGUAUGCACGGGUACAGGAUUGACGCUGGCCUUCAAUGUUCACAGACAUGGAUUACGAAUUGGAGGAGGACAAACUGGGGAUACCAACGGUGCCUGGUUCUGUGUGUUUGAAGAAAGACGCUAAUAACCUUAUUGGGAUCAGCAUUGGUGGGGGGGCACAGUACUGCCCUUGUCUCUACAUUGUCCAGGUCUUUGAUAACACCCCAGCAGCUCUGGAUGGGACACUGGCAGCCGGCGACGAAAUCACAGGCGUGAACGGGAAACCAGUGAAGGGAAAGACCAAAGUGGAGGUGGCAAAGAUGAUUCAAGCUGUACAGGGAGAGGCAGUUAUCAACUACAACAAGCUGCAGGCAGACCCCAAACAGGGGAAGUCGCUGGAUAUAGUGCUGAAAAAAGUCAAACAUCGCCUGGUAGAGAACAUGAGCUCAGGCACAGCCGAUGCUCUGGGACUCAGUAGAGCUAUUCUAUGCAACGAUGGACUGGUCAAACGACUGGAGGAGCUGGAGAAAACAGCAGAGCUCUACAAAGGGCUGAUGGAGCACACGAAGAGACUGCUCAGAGCUUUCUUUGAGCUUUCUCAAACUCACAGAGCGUUUGGCGACGUCUUCUCGGUCAUCGGCGUGCGAGAGCCUCAGGCUGCAGCCAGCGAGGCUUUUGUGAAGUUCGCCAACGCUCACCGCAGCAUUGAGAAGUACGGCAUUCAGCUGCUGAAGACCAUCAAACCCAUGCUCCACGACCUGAACACGUACCUUCACAAGGCCAUACCCGACACGAAGCUCACCAUCCGCAAGUACCUGGAUGUGAAGUUUGAGUACCUGUCGUACUGCCUGAAGGUGAAGGAGAUGGACGACGAAGAAUACAGCAGUAUUGCGAUGGGAGAGCCGCUGUACCGCGUCAGCACCGGCAACUAUGAAUACCGCCUGGUGCUGCGCUGUCGGCAGGAGGCCCGCGCCCGAUUCGCCAAGAUGAGGAAGGACGUUCUGGAGAAGAUAGAGCUGCUGGAUCAGAAACACGUCCAGGACAUUGUGUUCCAGCUGCAGCGCUUCGUCUCCGGCAUGUCCCACUACUACGACGAGUGCUACGCCGUGCUGAAGGAGGCGGAUGUCUUCCCCAUUGAGGUGGACCUCUCCCGCACCAUGUUCAACUACGGCAGCCAGUCGUUGUCCUACGCCGGAGAUGAAGAGGAGGAUGAGGAGGAAGAGGAGGAGGAGGGAGGGAGCAGCACAGAGAGAAAAGCAGAGAAUGGUGCUGAGAAACUGAUUGAUGACGUGUGAGUGUGAGUGUGAGUGUGAGUCUGAGUCUGAGUCUGAGUCUGAGUCUGAGUGUGAGUGUGAGUGUGAGUGUGAGUGUGAGUGUGAGUCUGAGUCUGAGUCUGAGUCUGAGUCUGAGUCUGAGUCUGAGUCUGAGUCUGAGUCUGAGUGUGAGUGUGAGUCUGAGUCUGAGUCUGAGUGUUAGUGUGAGUCUGAGUGUGAGUGUGAUGAAGUCCACCCAUCUAACAUCACUAUUCUUUCCAUGCAUUUCAUGUCAAUGCAUUCACCAAGCAGCGAUCUUUUCCGUGGCGUAUAGCAGUUUAACCGGUAAAUACUCCAAAGAUUUGCCGCUGUAGCGCUGUAUGUUAUUCUUUUGUCUGCGUUUCCUUUCUGCGAUGCUCUCCAAUCAACAGCUUUGUGAUUAUUUUACCAUCGCCAACUUUUGACUGUCAAAUUUCUCUUUAAAAGAAAGAGGAAAAAAGACGACGUCCCGCUUUUCGACGUCGGUCACUGCUCAGUCUGUGAGAGAGACGCGGCGAACGGAUGGCAAUUUUAAUGCGUCAGAUAAUGAUUUAUGUGAUCAUGAGAUUAUGAGGUGUGCCUUCUUCGCUCUUCAUGAAGCCUAUUGGCUGCGUAUCGAUUUGCAUAUUGUGGAUUGUAAAAGUUACAUCGUAACUUUUUUUUGGUGCUUAUUUUCUUUGCUUUUGGACUUAUUGAGCUACAUGAAAUGAUGUUUUGCGGUUAGUGCUAAGUGACACUUUCUCCUCAGCUUAACGAACAAAUGGCAAAUUUGUAUCGUAUCCGAAAAUCUGAAGGUAUUGUUGAAGAUGAUGACUGAAUGAAGUUUGUUCCGUGAAGCCGUUACAUUCCUUUGUCCUCUUUGCUUUUCUAUUCUUCACUUGUUUCACAUGACAGCCUGUAACUUGCCAGUGUCGAGCUUCCUGACCAAAGCCUCUGCUUUAUGUCUUUCAGUCGGUGUCAUCUCCUGACACGGCAUGUUUCAAGUUAAAUGUCGUCUUUUUAAUUUAUUUUUUUCUGACUUCUGUAUCACACUUGAAUCCCUCUUCUCUUUUGUGUUUUUCACUUAAACAAUGCCCUGUGGAGGAGAGAGUGGACACACUGAACCUCACAGGGCUGUACCACUGUGUGAACAUCAGAGACGAGGAAAUACCAACUCUACAUGUAAAUAACUAUAUACGGGUGUAAAAACUGUUUUAAUUGUUAUCGUCAUUUCCACUUUAUUUAUUCUUUUUGUCAAGGUAUAUUUAAAAGCUUUUAAUUAGAAAAAUGUAUUUCUAUUUUAAAGUCAAUAUAAUUAUCCUCUUCUGUUGCAUUGGGGGGGAGAAGAUGUUGUGCAUUUUCAUGAUUUACUAUUGAGAACACGGGGGGAGCAAUCACAUCAGAAAACACUAUUCUGCAGUAGUCUAAGACUACACCAUGUGUUAAAUAAAAUUAAAAAAUUAAACCAUA